Molecule: messenger RNA, 21458 nt
Organism: Homo sapiens (human)
Lineage: Eukaryota; Metazoa; Chordata; Mammalia; Primates; Hominidae
Gene: AOPEP
Product: aminopeptidase O (putative)
Exons: 6
Coding region: 189-1568 (459 amino acids)
Cellular component (GO): nucleolus; cytoplasm
Molecular function (GO): zinc ion binding; metallopeptidase activity; metalloaminopeptidase activity
Source: RefSeq, a predicted model, not a curated record
GUAGUAACCCCGAGUCUGCGGAAGUGGUGACCCGUGGGACGCGGCUGAGACAGGAGACUGAAAGGAACCAUAAUUUGUGACAUCAGUUGUUUUCUUUGAUAAGCAGCUAUUUAUGAUUCUGGAAGAUUAAGGCAGAUAGGAAACCCCAUCUGAGAUUUUAAUAAAUCCCUCAAACAAUAAACCACAUCAUGGACAUACAGCUGGACCCUGCCAGAGAUGACCUGCCUCUCAUGGCCAACACCAGCCACAUACUUGUGAAGCACUAUGUACUGGAUUUGGAUGUGGAUUUUGAAAGUCAAGUCAUUGAGGGGACCAUAGUGCUUUUCCUCGAGGAUGGAAACAGAUUCAAGAAACAGAAUAGCUCUAUUGAGGAAGCCUGCCAAUCAGAAUCAAACAAAGCCUGCAAAUUUGGGAUGCCUGAACCCUGCCAUAUUCCCGUGACAAAUGCAAGGACCUUCUCAUCUGAAAUGGAAUAUAAUGAUUUUGCAAUCUGUAGUAAAGGUGAAAAAGAUACUUCUGAUAAAGAUGGUAACCAUGACAACCAGGAACAUGCUUCUGGGAUUUCUAGCUCAAAGUACUGCUGUGACACAGGGAAUCAUGGGAGUGAGGAUUUUUUGCUAGUGUUGGACUGCUGUGAUUUAUCUGUGUUAAAAGUCGAGGAGGUGGAUGUUGCUGCUGUGCCAGGUCUGGAAAAAUUUACAAGGUCUCCUGAGCUCACGGUUGUUUCUGAGGAGUUCAGGAAUCAGAUUGUACGUGAACUUGUGACUUUGCCUGCAAAUCGUUGGAGGGAGCAGUUAGACUAUUACGCUCGCUGCAGCCAGGCUCCUGGCUGUGGGGAACUCCUCUUUGACACUGACACUUGGAGCUUGCAGAUAAGGAAGACAGGGGCUCAGACAGCUACUGACUUUCCUCAUGCUAUCAGGAUAUGGUACAAAACUAAACCUGAAGGGCGAUCGGUUACAUGGACCUCAGACCAGAGUGGCAGGCCAUGUGUUUAUACUGUGGGAUCUCCCAUAAACAACAGGGCCCUUUUUCCAUGCCAGGAGCCACCCGUUGCCAUGUCAACAUGGCAGGCUACAGUUCGAGCAGCUGCAUCUUUUGUUGUUUUAAUGAGUGGGGAAAAUUCUGCCAAACCAACGCAGCUUUGGGAAGAGUGCUCAAGCUGGUAUUACUAUGUAACUAUGCCAAUGCCAGCCUCCACCUUCACAAUUGCAGUGGGAUGCUGGACAGAAAUGAAGAUGGAGACAUGGUCAUCAAAUGAUUUGGCAACAGAGAGACCCUUCUCACCUUCUGAGGCCAACUUCAGGCAUGUUGGUGUUUGCAGUCACAUGGAAUACCCCUGCCGCUUCCAGAAUGCUUCUGCCACCACCCAGGAGAUCAUUCCUCAUCGGGUCUUUGCCCCUGUGUGCCUCACGGGUGCCUGCCAAGAGACCCUUCUGCGGCUGAUCCCUCCUUGCCUCUCAGCAGCACAUUCUGUUCUGGGAGCACACCCGUUCUCUCGGCUGGAUGUUCUCAUCGUCCCUGCCAACUUUCCAAGUCUGGGGAUGGCCAGUAACUGGUAUUCAUAAAGUGAUGUUCUUCUGGGACCCUGAAAGCCCUUGGCCAGGAUUAUUUUGUUCGUCUUGACAAUACCACUUUGUACUAAGCAAGGUAGGUAGUGAGAAUGUGUGUGUAUGUUCCAUUUUUUACAGAGCGGGUAUUAAGAGGAUAUAUAAUGUCCCAAAGUCACUUAGAAGCAGGAAGUCAGGGAGACAAGUAAAAUGGCCUCAUCUUGUGAUGGCUGUCAAGAGUCUGGUGGUCCAGACUUAGGCAAGGCUGAUGUGUAACUGUUUCUAAGGCAGUGAGUGCUUGAUUUAGGGUCUCCACACAGAAACCAUACUGACCCUGUGAGUGAAGAUAUCAUUGAAGAUCAGCAUUCACUGUGGGCUGGCUUUGAGGCAGCCAUAGAAUCUGGAUACCAGGCAAAUUCCUGGAUCACAUGAGUUCUUGGGGGCCAGGCUCUCUCUCUUCUGUUGGAGCAACAGGCAGAGUGAACUCACAGCUUUUGGGUUAACUAGAAUCUUCUUUUUGCCAUUAAACAGCUGUGUUGCUUGUCAGAUCGAGAAGUAGCAUCUUAUCAUCAUUAUACCAUGAUUCUUCACCCUCUGAAAGAUUAUGCUUAAGUGUUUGGUUUUCUUUGAACUGUUCUCCCCACACAAAGACUGACAGUCCUACCUUCAGAGAACACUGCUGGGGCCAUCCUUCAAGAGAAAUUGUCAGGCCUUUGAAAGGCCUUCCUGAAGCAAUCAUUCCUCUACCUGCGUUUGUAAUCUCUCUAUUGAUGUCAUCCUAGGUUCCUAAUGUCUUCCAGUCCUUGAGCCUGAGACGGCCAGUCAGCACCACCUUGCCAUUUUUUCCAUUGCAAAGAAAAGGCUUUUUCCCCCGCCUUGCCACUUAUUUCUUUACCGAAGCAUCAUUACUGAAUAGAACAUACACACUCCCUGGGUGAAAAAGAACAAUGGAGUUCAGUGCACAAAGUUACCUAACUUGGGAUAUUCCCAAUCUUGCAAGCUCUUUCUCCUUAUACCACUACACAGAGUGAGCAAAUACUACCAGCUUCUGUACUGCUGAUGUAUGCAUGUGGUCAUGGAGCUAUGUAAGUAUUUCUUUUAAGGGUAGAUUUCUUUUAGGGAAAACACCAACUCUGGAAAGUCCUCAGGCAAAGUACAAUGUGUGAACAGCUCUGCUGGAGGGAAUAUUGCCAAGAUGCAGCUGGAGCCCACCUCUGCGCCAUAGAGGCCUGUUUGCAUAAAGUGGGUGAGAAAUUGCCUUGUCUCUACAUUUCACCCCUAAUAAGUAAUUGGAAGAGUGUCUCAGCCACCUUUUCUUUUUUCUUUCUUUUUUUUUUUUUUUGAGACGGAGUCUCACUCUGUUGCCCAGGCUGGAGUGCAGUGGUGCAAUCUUGGCUCACUGCCACCUAUGCCUCCCAGGUUUAGGCAGUUCUGCCUCAGCCUCCUGAGUAGCAGGGGCUACAGGUGCACGCUGCUUCGCCUGGCUAAUUUUUUGUAUUUUAAUAGACACGGGGUUUCACCAUGUUGCCCAGGCUGGUCACGAACUCCUGAGCUCAGGCAGUCCACCUGCCUCGGCCUCCUGAAGUGCUGGGAUUACAGGCGUGAGCCACCGUGCCCAGCCUCAGCUUUUCUUUAAGAGAAGUUUAACAUUAUUAUAUUAAAAUGCCACAGAUGUGAGGGGGAUGCCCCCUUCAAAAAUGGAUUACUUUUUUUUAAAAAAAAUUGAAUACCAAGUGGGAGUUGAGGUACAUUGCACAAAUCCGCCCUGAUUUAACCCCAGAGUGGAGCUCAGAGUAGAACAUGUUAUAUUUCUUGGUUAACUAACCAUGCUAUUUAUAGAGGUGACUCCUCGGAAAGUCUAGACAUUGUUCCCAGAAGACAGAAUGCCAAAUCUGCAGUCAUUGAACAAACCAAAUCUGCUCCUACCUUCCCAGCUAGCUUGCUAAGAAUAAUCACCUCCCUGUUUCUCACCAUAAAAUGGAAAUCUUGGAACUUCAUUCUAAGAAAGUGUGAAUGAUAUUUGGGUUCCCCAGCCAAGACUUGGGGUAGGCAAGGAGGAGGAGGUGCUCCUGUGAGCCUGGUCCUACCCACCCUUGGCCUGUGCUCCUUGGAGCCCACCUUGCUAAGUUGUUGGAAACUGUGGUUGGCAGGUCCUAGUUUUUGAGUAGGUCUCCUCUAAAAGGACAUCUUGAGGACCUAAGGAUGGUGCUUUUCUUUGGGAAUGAGCCAGCUGCAGUUUUUGCCUUUUUUCAUAGAUGUGCAAUCUUAGAACAUCCUAUUGAAAGCGCAGUUGGAAAGGGGUGGAUGGACAAAGCCAAGAACUCACUCGACAAACAUGUAUCAACGGACAGGUGUGAUGAAUGCUGAUGAUGCUGUGGCCAUGAGGAAGUAUAGACCUUUAGCCUAAAUCUAAAUUGGGAGUUUCUAAAGUUGGUUUCAAGGAAGACUAGUUUUAUGGAAUGUUAAUAAUGUGGGAAAAGGAACUGUAGGUUAAUUAGUUUAGGAAAUAAAUGGAUUAAAUAAACUUAAAAGAGAUUCUUUACUGGAGGGCUUCUAAGAAAGCCUUUAAUAUUCUUAUGAUCCUGAUUUAAUAUCCUGGUAUAUCUGUGCAUCUUGAAGACAGAGACAGGAUAAGCAGUAUUCCCCCAACUGUUGUGUCGAGGGAGCCCUUUUUACAGUGAGCAUUUCAUGGAACCACUGUGGUUUCAAAAAAACCACCUCCUCAAAACACACUUUGGGAGAUGAUUCUAUUCAGAAAUAUCUGGGAGUCCAUGAUACAGCUGGAGAUGGAAUUCGCCUUUCAUUCUGUCAGUGGUGAGUGAGGACCUGACCUGCAUGCGUCAGGCCCUGGGCAAGGGCUUUGCUUUACAGCAGUGAGGAAGCACAGGUCCUGCCCUCUUGGGACUCACAGUUUGGUGCAGGAGGCCCCCAUGCUUUUCUGUUUAUAGACCUCUUUUUGAGCAAUUACCCAAUUCAUAUAUCUAUAUUUAUUUAUUUAUAAGUUAUAUGCAUUUAGUACAAUGUUAAUAUAUUAGGUACACUAUAAAACACAUACACAAAAUAGAAAAUGUAAAAGGAUGAGAAAAAAACAAUUAUGAAAGUAAAUUCUGUCACUUUUAUCCCAAAGAAUUGGCACGUGCCCUGGGCUCCCUUCAGCUGCCUGGGCCCUACCCUGGAGACUGACUCAGUGAAUUGAGCCGCAGUCUUGGUAUCUGGAAGGCUAACAGGUCUUCCCAGCUGAUUGUGCUGCAGGUGUUGGAGAGCAGUGUGUGUUGCCUGGGGACUGUGUGGACUGGUAUCACCCAGACAGCUUGCACUGACUCCAGACCCUGCCGUCAUGUCACAGGUAAGAAGGUCAGGAAGAGGCUGGAGCGUGCCGGUGAAUGGGUGAGAAAGCUCCCUGGUGAGGCUUCCUGCUUUUCUGUUGCUCAGAAGGAGGCCGUGCUUCCUAGGAACUGCAUCCAGUCACAGGCGGGGACUUUGGGCAAGUCACUGGGCCUCCCUGGCCUAAUUUUCUUCUCUGGAAAAGUAAGGGGGUGAUUUAGAAUAACCCGCAGAAUGUCUUAGGGCCCCUACAUUUGAUUUAAUCAGGGUUUUUUUGUUUUUUUUUUUUUGAGACAGAGUCUCGCUCUGUCACCCAGGCUGUAGUGCAGUGGCGCAAUCUCGGAUCAUUGCAUACUCUACCUCCCAGGUUCAAGCGAUUCUCCUGCCUCAGCCUCCCGAGUAGAUGAGAUUACAGGUGCGCGCCACCACACCUGGCUCGUUUUUGUAUUUUUAAUAGAGAUGAGGUUUCACCAUGUUGGCCAAGCUGGUCUUGAACUCCUCACCUCAAAUGAUCCACCCACCUCAGCCCCCCAAAGUGCUGGGAUUACAGGCGUCAGCCACUGCGCCUGGCCUUUAAUCAGGUUUUUUAUUUCAACAAGGCAUGGGGGUGAUUCAGUUUCGUUCAGCAAUUUAAAAUACAUGUAUAUUUUCUUUUUGAUGUAAGAGCUAGUUAGAUCAUGAGGCUUGGAUUUUCUUGGACUCUGUGGGCACCUAGGCAGUAGUAGGUGUUUAAAUUUUAGGCCCCCAAGCAAAAGUUUCAGAAGGGGGCCUCUUUAACCCUUGUUAAUUGCAAAAUAAACAGAUCUCAAGGGCAGGGGCCCCUUCUUUUCAUAAUAACUGCCUCUGUUUUGUGUGUCAUCAGUGAAAAGCAUCAUUUUCAAAUACUCCAUCAGGAGUGGGUUCCAUCACUGAAGGCCUUCUUCCUUCAGCCCAUCAAAGGACCUCCUCCUUUGACCCCUCAGAGUCAGUGGCUAACCUGCCCCCUACCCCUGUCACAUGUCUUUAGCUUCCAGAUAUCUCCAUUUGCAAGCUAAUAAGUUGCACAUACAUAUGUUUGAACAGUUGUCAGGCUUGUCUGCUGCUCAAACUGUGUUUUAGUUUAAAACAACAACAACAGAGAACUCAGAGCGGGGGAAUGGAUGAAGACAUUUCAGUUGUGCCUGCAGGUGGUGUUGUUUUGACCUUGACAGUCAGUUUUAAAUGACUUGUCAAGUACCAAUGUGUGCUUCUGGGCACACCCACCUGGAAGAUAUUAUGUCCCCUAGGCUUUAUAUGCCCCAGCAGGCAGGCAUGAGGUCCCUGGAUUUUGUUUUCAUUGAUGGAAGGUUAAUGCAUGCAUGGCAGAACUUUACUGAGAGGGGCGCAGCUACAAACCCUGUUUUCAUUUAAUUCUGAUUUCUCUUCUCCCUUGGCCUUUCCCUCCCUGCCCCCAGACCUCUUCCGUCUGGGCUCUCUCCACUCCCCAUCAGCAAUCCCUUCUCUACCACAGCUGCCCCCCACCACCACUUUGGCUUCAAACCAUUUAUCCUGGCUUUGAUAUCUCCUUGCAGAGCUGUAAGCAACCAGGAGAUGCUGGGUCCCAGAGCUCAGCAGGGUGCACUGCCUGGUAGGGGACUGGGCCCCAGUCUCCAGGCCACUGCAGGAAAUUGCACCCAGAAAGCCUGCCCAGGCCCCUGUGCCUGUCCCGGUAACCACUCAGGUGCAGCCCCCAGAGGCGGCAUCUCCUCAGCUUAAGUGUUGUCUGGGGAGAACUUCUUAGGAUUAUUCUAACCUUUCCGAUGGUCCAGGUUCAUCUCUCUGAAUUUUACCUGUUUAAACUUGGAGUGUCUCCCGUACCCUCAAAGGCCACACAUGCUUGUGCUGGCAAGUUGGGGUGAGGAGAAUAAAUGGACAGAUGAAAGGAACCUAUUGGAUUCAUCCUCCUGCCUACCAACACUUCGAUAGUUUCAAGUUAUUUGAGAGUACAAUUGAUGGUCCCUUAUCCAGGGAACACUUCUUCUUCAGCUUCCUUGUCCAAGGAAGGAGACCUGUACUAAUUAGAUCAUGAGGCUUGGAUUUUCCUGUACUAUGUUUCUAAAGGUAGAGAUGAGGGAAAGGGUGCUUGUUCUUAGGACCACGUGCACAUCUUCUCACUCUGUAAUACUUCCUUAAACUUGGGAAGAAGUAGGCCCAGAGCUAGAUAUUUACUUCUCUAAUGGGUAACACCACCAGCAAUGUGCUCCACUGUUUGGUGGGCUUACGGGAACAUAUGAAGGAGAGGGUCCCUGCCUGGCCCCUUAGAUAUCUUGCUGAGAUCUGACUUAGAAUCUAAGAGGAAGACCAGUGCUUGCCAACCUGUCCUCCCCAGAAUCCGGAAGUCUUCCCAAGGCCAUAGAAGUGCAUCACACUGUCUCGCUCCAAGGGACUCAAACCACUUUCUCUUUAUACCCCCUGCCUGAGGGGCACCUCUGUAAGGGAAUCUUAUUACUUACCUUUGGCACACAUCCUGCCCUGGGAUUUCCCAGUUAGAAUGCCAAGUAGAGGAGGCUGAGAAAUGUGUGGUAUGAGAAUGACUGGACCAUGUUUCCUAUCACUGGGAGGAGCCUGGUGUCAGAGAAUGUAGGAGAAGCAGAGUAAGGGAGAGAAAUGGCAUUCACUCUGUGCCCCUGCCCUUCCUAUGGGUCUCUGAGCCUUCAAAUAAGGACUUUAUUUGGUCAAAGCUGGUUGAGUUGAGUUUCUGUUGUUUACACCCACAGCCCUGAAUAAUUUACAAAGGGACACUUCCCUUUUGGUUUUACAAGCAAAAGCAUCAGUUAGACCUUAGGAUUGGGAAGGGGAGUCAGUGGUGUAGACCUAAAAGGAAGAAGCUGAAGCACCAAAUAUAAUUUAAAGCGUUUUAUUGAGCCAAAGUGAGGAUGGCUGCCUGGAAAACUCAGACCCAAGGAACCUUGGAUAUGAGCUCCAUCCUGCCUUUGUUACAAGCAGGUUUUUAGAGGCAAAAAAAAAGGGGACAAGGAGUGGGCUGUACAAAGUGGUUUAUUAGGAAUUCUCGUGGGUUUUCGAAAUAACAUUGAUUAGUGAUUGGCUAUACGUUGUUAAGCUAUAGGGUGGGUUAUAGAGUCUGCUGUGGCAUUAUUAGGUUGAUUUAUAGCUACUUCUGGCAGUAGCAAACAGUUACAAGAGAUGAGUGCAUAGCUCAAAGGGAGGGGUAAGAUGUGAUUGCUCCCUCAUUUUAAUGUCUCUCUGGACCUGAUAAUCUAAAAUAACUCACUUUCUUCAGAUUAAAGAUCUUGGUUGCUUUGAGUAAACCUGACAGUGUCUGGUUUGAUGAAGGUCCACCUCUGACCUUCAGAUUCUUUGAUGAUGAUACCACCUGACUUUAUAGCUUUCGGGGUGUCCUCAGAUAUGUCUCCUCUCACAAACAAGCUCCAGGUCCUUCCACAGCCCUGCUAUCACAGGCUUCCUGUAACUUCCUUCCAGACUAGCCCUGUCCUCCCCCUCACCAGCCUGUGCUAAGACCUGGAAUCCUUGCUACUCAGAGAGACCUCUCUGCUCUGCCCCUCCCAUGAUUUUCCACCCACCAGGAAGGGCAAGCUGUGCUUUCUGGUUCCCUAAGGAGUUUCUCAUGCAGGGUAAUGAGUCCCAGCAGGUGCUGACAGUGGAUCAGGGCCUGGGCUUCUAUAGCUCUUGGCCUCUGAAGCACAGGGCAGGUGGAUCCUAAUGGUGAGUUGUUUGCUUGAGCUGAGCUGCAGAAAUGGGUUGGAGCAUGAGCAAGGGCAAGCCCCAGACAACCAAGAACAUUUCAUAUUCUGCUCCCCAUAGGAUGCAAUGUGAGAUUGAUACUCGAGGGACCUCCACCCUGGCUGUGUUCAGGCUCUUGACACCGCCACAAGAAGGAAUUCAAGGACAAGUUGGAAGAUAAAGUACACACUCAAGAAAAGGGAGUUUGGUGUACUAAAGAGAGAGAGUCAUGCACAAGGGGGGCUGGGGUUUCUAUCUCUAUGGGUUUCUGAACCAAGGGGUGGAAUAUCUAUGUUGAGCAGUGGGGUUAUUGAAAUUAUGUAGCAAGGUAGUCUGUUGGUAAAUCUUUCAAACUUGCAGUUUAAUCCUGAAUUGUUAAUAUAAGAUUAAUAGGUGUGGUUUAUUACCACACAAACACCUCCAAUUGGUUCCUGCUCUGGCCCUGUUGGGGCCUCAUAUGAUGGCUUAAUAAUGAGCCCAAAUCCUGCAAAAUCUUGCUGUACUCAGGAAAGUUCUGAGUUGCUUCUUCAUUUGUGGCAGUCCCACCUUUUAGACAGCCUCCUUUCACUCUGUGGAGAAGGUCUGGUUUCCUGGGCUUAGGAUGUACCCCAGGUAUUUAAUUUUUGGUUUUAGAAAUCUGGGCCUUGGAUGGAGAGACCUGAUACCCAAAGAGGGAGGUUAGGACUUUCCCAGGAGGUUAGGACUUGAAUGGCAUUCUUCUCUGAGUCCUCUUUAGUGGGACUGCAUACAAGGAUGUCAUCCACAUAUUGGAGAAUGACUCCCCAUUUCUAGCUCUAGCUCCUUUUACUCUUGUGCCAAGGCAUUUCUGAACAAGUGAGGGCCAUCCCUGAAGCCCUGAGGCAGUACUGUCCAGGUGUGCUGCUGGGUAAUAUUAGUUCCAGGAUUAGUCCUCUCAAGAGCAAACAAAUACUGAGAGUCAGAAUGCAAAGGGAUACAAAAGAAAGCAUCCUUAAGAUCUAAUACUGUGAACCAGUUGGUCUCCCGGUAUUCGGGUAAGUAUGGCAUAAGGAUUUUGCACUGUCGGACGUAAGGGAAUUACAGCCUCAUUAAUGGCUCUCAAGUCUUGAACUAGACGGUACUCUGUUUGGUUUUUGGUUAGGAAGGACCAGGAGUAUUACAAGGAGACUGACAUGGAAUCAGGAAGCCAUGUUUUAAAAACUUGUCAAUUAGAGGUUGGAGUCCUUGCUUGGCUUUUGGUUUGAGAGGAUACUGACGCUUGUGUGGGAAAUUAUUUUUGUCUUUUAAAGAGGUGAUCACUGGCUGAGCAUAAAUUGCUUUGCCAGGGCUUUCUUGGUCCCAUAUUUGUGGGUCUGAGACCUUAUUUUGGGAUGGAUCUCCUGUCAUUCCGAGGCUGGCUUAGGAAACAACACUGCCAAAAAGGAGGGCCCCCCACCCAGGGCCUGAUAAAUGUAAAGUGGCCUCAGGGGUGGCUAGGAAGUCCCAUCCCAAUGAAAGAGUAGAAUACUGUGGCAUAACUAGAGAUUCAUGAGUUACCAUAUAGUUUCCUAGCCUGCAGUUCAGAGGCACUGUAAAGUGUUUUGAUUUUGGGGUGCCACUGACACCCAUGACAGUGCAGCUUUUGGAAGAUAAGGGCCCAGAGUGGCCAUUUAGGACAGAGUAACUUGCCCCUGUGUCAAUUAAGACAUUGAUAUUCUUAGUUGCCAUGUCAAGAGUCACCUGAGGCUCCUCAGUUAUGAUGACCAGGCCUUUUAUGGGAGCCGCCGAGAACCUCGGGCCCCUUCAGGCCUCAGUUAUGGCCAUUAUGGACUGGGUAUCCUCCUAUUCCUUUGGAGCUGAAGGCAAUCCCUUUUCCAAUGGCUCCCCUGCUUGCAGUGAGGACAGCAUCUGGGUGGGCUCCCCUGGCUGCGACAGAUCUUAUCCCAAUGUCCUGGCUUCCCACACUUGAAGCAGCAACCAUUGCCUGCACGGUUGCUGUUAGGCCUUUUUGGUCCAUGGGUGAAGCAUCUCUCUGGAUGACCCUGAGGUUGCAGGGUGCUGCUCAUAGUAACUGCUAUCAUUUGGGCCUGCCAUCUAUCCCAUUGUUUGCCACACUGGGUCCUUUCAGCCUUUUCAGCCCUGUCCCUAUUACUGAAUACCUGGAAAGCCUCAUCAAGCUUUGGUUUAAUAGGUAUUUGGGGUCUCAAAGACAAUUUCUGUAAUUUUCUCCUGAUGUUGGGUGCUGACUGGCUUAUAAAGUGUGUCCCUAGUUAAAUUUGGCCAGCAUCAGUACUGAGGUGAGUGUUAAUAUAUUUUCUUAGGGCCUUCACAAGGUGACCCUGGAACAAAGCUUGGUUUUCAUCCUUUCCUUAUUUCCCUUAUUUUAUCAUAGUUCACAGCCUUAGUGUACAUUUUUUAUUCUCUCCACUAACCAAAUUGCCAUACAAUUUCUUUUUCUUGGAUUAGCCUGGCCUUGUAGAUAGUUCCAGUUGGGGUCAUUGUUAGGCACAGGCAUGGCCCCCACAGUGUAUAGUUCAGGGUCCCCAGCUAAUAAGUUGUCAGCAUAAGCCUUGGCCUCCACGCAGAUACACUGCUUUUCCUCCAGGGUGCAACAUGUGGACGAGGUAAUAUGAAUAACUCACCAAGUUAACUCAGGUGAGAGUGAGAGAGCCUGAAAUUCGUCCUGAAUUUAGUUGGGUCCUCUAAAAAUUGGCCCAACCUUUGGCUACAUCAUGCUAGAUCAAACACUGAAAAAGGUACAUGCACCUGGAUGGUCCCAGCAUCCCCAUUGGCCACCUCCCUAAGUGAGCAUAACUUAGAAUGGUUAGGAAGGUAGGAAAUGCCACUGUAGGUGACCCUGGCAGGGCUCUGUUCCUUCAGUAGGGAGGGCAUAUAGGUUGGUAAGGAGGUGGGCUAACGGGAGACUAAGGGCUGGAGAUGGUGGAGCUAGAAGAAGACUGGGGAGUUGGAGGUGGAAUUGGGUGGUAGGGAGGAGCAGGGAGUGCUAGACCUAGGUCUGGGUUAGGAGGUGGGGGAAGGCUAUGAGAGGUAUAUUCCCAAAAAGGGUAUCAUCUAGGAUAUCUGGUUCCCAUUUCGUUCUCCUAAAGGGAUGUGAGUCUAACAAAGGCAGCAGUUCCUGCAACGGUCAAGGUUCUAACAGGGCCACGAAGGCCUGUGCACAUGGUGUUUCAGUUCAAUUCUCCUGACAUUGAUAAAAAAGAUCUAAUUGCAAAAUGGUAUUACAAUUUAGGGUCAUGUUCUCUUACCAUUGUACUGCAUUCUGUUUCCUUUUUUUUCCUUUUAGGAUCUCACUUUUUUACCCAAGGCUGAAGUGCAGUGGCACGAUCAUGGCUCGCUGCAGCCUCAUCCUCCCAGGCUGAGGUGAUCCUCCUACCCCAGCCCCCUGAGUAAGCUGGGACUAUAGGCGUGCACCACCAUGCCUGGCUAAUUUUCUGUGUGUUUUUUGUAGAGAUGGGGUUUCGCCACGUUGUCCAGGCUGGUCGCGAACUCCUGGACUCAAGCAAUCUGUGUGCCUUGGCCUCCCACAGUGCUAGGAUUAUAGGCGUGAACCACCACACCUGGCCCUUGUACCCUAUGUUCUAAAAGAAAGGCCUUGACUUGUCUUUGGCAUGAAAUGAAGAAGAAGAGGAAAGUUAACAUAUUCCCUCAUGGAGGGACUGGUCCCAGUAUUUACGAAAUGCUGCAUGGACGAGUGUGGUGCUUACAAUUGGCCAGCUCCAUGGCCAUGCCUGAGAGACAAGCAUCCUUGUUCCCUUGGCUGGCUGCCUUAGUGUCCAGGUGUCCUUGGAGCCCUAGCAUUGCCCAGGCAUCCUUGGCUCCUGGGGCUUUGAAAAUGAGAAGGCUUUUGAGGUCUAGUAGGACGAGUUAUGGCAUAAUUUGAAAGCAGCAAGCAUGCCAAUAUCCAUCCGAAUAUUUAUCCUCAAGUAAAAGUUGGGAACAGAAGUGAUUUAGCAUGGCCAAUAAACCAAGGACCUUGAAGGGGCCCCUUAAGAACUUUAGGCCUAGAUUUGGCAUUCCGGAGGGCAGUAUCUAAGAUGCCUAUCUUGCUGGGUCCAAAGAGUUCCCUAAGCUUUCAUGUGAAGUAUGAGGAAGAAGCAUGAGAAGAGAAAAUCUCAGGAGCUGAGUUUAAAGAAAAUGGGAAAGAGAAAACAGUUCCCAGCCAGGGUCAGUGUUUUGGCACAGCUGGUCCCUUGGGAGAAUGGAAGCCUCUUCCUGGGCAAAAGUCAUCAUGCUCCUUGGAAGCCAUCCAGCCACUGCACAGUACAAGCUAUAGGAUGUUACCCUACCACCCUACCAUGGUGCCUCAGACCUGCCACCUCUGCUUGUCGCCCAAGAUGAUGGAGAGAGAGCUCUGCUUUGCAGUCAGUGCUCUAUCCCCAGCUCUGCCGUUGACUGCUGUGUCCUGUUACUCCCUGGUAAGGUGCCAUAGACCACUCAUCUCCAGAACUCUUGUGGAUAAGAUUAUGUGUAGAUGCCGUUACAUCUUAGGUCCUCAGCAGAUACUGGUUCCUUGCUUCAGUAGGCUUAGGAAAAUUUGGUAGUUUUAUGGGUCAAUAAACACAUAAGUUUUGUGGCUUAUUAGUGUGAAUCACAGAUUCUACAGUUCCUAUCAACCCAAUGUCUAAAAUAAUUCUCUAAAAUAAUAGCUCCAGGGAGAAAAUAAAAAUAGGUAUGGUGACUUAGCAUGGUAGUAUGACAAUAUGAAAGGUUUGUUACAGAGUUGUUGGUCCACAUUCCUUACAUUGUACACAUUGGAAUUUCUCCGUUUCAGAAGGAGCAUUUAGAGCAGCACCUACAUUUUUGUUAGGUUUUCCUUCAAGGCUGUAGCUUGAACUUUUAAUAUACAUACUCACUUUUCUUCCCCCCAAAAAGAAGGGUAAAGAAGGCAGUAAAGGUAAAGAAACCAGACAUUAUUUGAUUCAGCUCAAAAUGUAUUUUUUAGUUCCUUUUCCACAUUUAAUAACAAAUAAAGGCCGGGCGCGGUGGCUCACGCCUGUAAUCCCAGCACUUUGGGAGGCUGAGGUGGGCGGAUCACGAGGUCAGGAGAUCGAGACCAUCCUGGCUAACACAGUGAAACCCUGUCUGUACUAAAAAUACAAAAAAUUAGCCGGGCAUGGUGGCGGGCACCUGUAGCCCCAGCCACUCGGGACGCUGAGGCAGGAGAAUGGCAUGAACCCAGGAGGCCGGGCUUCCAGUGAGCCGAGAUCAUGCCACUGCACUCCAGCCUGGGCGACAGAGUGAGACUCCGUCUCAAAAAACAAAAGCAAACAAACAAAAAAAAUAAAAAGAAAUCUUGUACCUGAUCUUCAGGGAUUUGGGAUCCCACCUGGAUUAAACUAGACUAUCCAAGCCCUAUUUGCCUGGCUUCCAGCCCUCCUGGAGUUCUGUUCCCACCAGUUAGACAAAGCUCUCUGUCCUUGACCUCUUUUCCCAUCACUUUUGGAUCAGAGAUUGAGCCUGUCAGCUCCUGAAACAGCUGUCUCUGAUCUGUUCUCAGUAUUAUCUGAGCCAUUAUCUGACUUGUGUCUGAAAGGACUGCGUGAUGGAAACUUCUGAAAGAACCCUCUGUCACCCCACCCGCAUCUUCCAAAUAGAGCCAGAGAGGCCCAGAGUCAGAAGGCUAAGAAGACCAAGUGUGUGGCCAGCAGCUGCGGGGAGCCAGGGCAACUCCUGCCCGCCACUCUUCCUCUGAAUGCCUAGCCCUCUCCGCCUGUGUUCACAGGCCAGCCCUCCCCGGGGCAUACACAGCAUUUUGUAAAUAGUAACUGUGUGUCUUGGUUGAGAUAAUCUUGUAGGCCAGAAUGGAAUGUCUCAAGACACUUUGCAAACGGGAUUUUAUUGUUUAGUUUUAGGGAUAGGAUCUCACUCUGUCACCCAGGCUGGAGUGCAAUGGCACGAUCUGGGCUCAUUGCAGCUUUCACCUCCCAGGCUCAAUCAGUCCUCCUCAGCCUCCUGCGUAGCUGGGACUACAGGCAUGUGCCACCAUGCCUGGCUAAAUUUUUUUUUUUUUUCAUAGAGACGGGGUCUGACUACGUUGCCUAGGCUAGUCUUAAACUCUGAGGCUCAAGCAAUCCUCCCGCCUUGGCCUUCUGAAGUGCUGGGAUUACAGGAAUGAGCCACUGUGCUCAGCCCAAAAGGGAUUUUAAUUUUGCAAAAGGACCAACCUUAAAAGAGCUUUGAAUAAUAAGUUUCUUUAGUGCAAUUCUUUUUUUUUUUUUUUUUGAGAUGGAGUCUCGCUUUGUCACCCAGGCUGGAGCACAGUGGCGCAAUCUCGGCUCACUGCAACCUCUGUCUCCCGGGUUUAAGUCAUUCUCCUGCCUCACCCUCCUGAAUAGCUGGGAUUACAGGUGCCCACCACCACGCCCAGCUGAUUUUUGUAUUUCUAGUAGAGAUGGGGUUUUGCCAUGUUGGCCAAGUUUGUCUCAAACUCCUGACCUCAGGUGAUCUGCCUGCCUUGGCCUCCCAAAGUGCUGGGAUUACAGGUGUGAGCCACCGCGCCUGGCCAGUGCAAUUCUUUUAUGUUUUUGUUCCCCACCUCUGUUCCGAUUUUCCAUUCCUUAGGUAUAGUACUUUAUGAGCUUUUUGUAUUAACCCCCUGUGUUCCUUCAUGCAGAUGCAGGCCAAUUAGACGAUACAUAUUAUUACUCUCUCUCCCUUUUCUUAAAAGGAGAUAGAACACACACCCUAUUUUACACUGUGCUUUUGUCAAUUAUCAUUAUCCCCUAGAUAUAAUAUUAGGCCUUAAAGAGUUUCUCAUUCUUUUUUAUUUAGCUGCAUAGUAUUCUAGUCUAUGGAUGCUCUCAGUUAUACUUUUCCAAAAUAUGGAUCUUUGACUUUUUCCAAAAUUUUACUGUUGUAAACAAUGCUGUGUUGAGCACCUGGUAUAUUUAAAUAGUCAGUGAAUCACAAAGAUUUCAUUAACAUACCUGCCAUAUUGUGGGAGGUAGGGAUGUGCCUGCAUCUUAUUUAUCCUUCACUAGUGCUUGGUAACUGUAGGUGGAACCACAUGCAAUUUCUGUUUGGGGAAAUCUUAAAAGCAGUAGAAUAUCAGCACUUUUGCGUAGCUCACUGAUAUUUAGAGAAACCUACAUGCCAUAGCAGGGAUGGAGAUAAGAAAAAGAAGUCUCUCGCCCCCAACCUAAUGUGUCUUGGUGAAGAUCUUGCUUAUUUAGGUCUAAGACCUUGUUUAAUAAACCAAGUGGAAGCCGUAAUGACUCCUUUUCAGCAAUUUUAUAACGAUGUAGUUCUUCAGGUUUCACUAAUUUUAACAAUUCUAUAAAGUUAUGUUCAUCCUAUUUUCACUAACUUUGGAAGUUUAAAGAGAAACUCUGUUGAAAAAGUAAAUCCACAUACCAAGUGUUUUUAAAUAGCAUGGAGAAAUGCAAUUUAUUUUUCUGGUUAAGAGAAGUAAGUAUUAUUUAUGCUUUUUUGGGCUUUUGGGUUUAUUUAUUUAGGUGGUGCCUUGGCGUUGAGUGAAUGACAUUAGCUGGUGUGGGGACCUGCAGCAGGGCUUUCAGGAUAGAGCGUUCACCCCACAGUUUCAGUGGUGAGCAGGCAAGAGGUUGCCCAGAUCCUGGCCCAAAAGACCAACCACCAGUCUUACAAACUAAAGGGAAAUCAUAUUUUACCACAAUGAGAAAAAAUGAAGGGGAAGGCUAAUGCUGUAUUUUUUGUUAAAAUGGAAGGAUGUUGAGAAGACAGAGACUUUCAGUGGUUUUAAUCUUCAGACUUUGGCAGAGGCCAAGCAUGAUUUGAAUACAGAGAAAGUGGAGUGACAUGACAGAAAGGGAAGUGGAAAGUGGUGGCUUCCAGAAACAACCAGAUGUGUUUGAAUUUCCAGGCUCCUCAAGGAAGAGUGAGUUGAGCUGGAGCUGAGUUGCUGAAACCUUUUUUAAAGACUCAGUUGAACAUCCGUAUGCCCCUGACAUGUAAUUCUAGAGCAUACCACCCAAAACUCAAUUUUAAAUAGUAGGCAGAGCCUAUGCUGCUACCCUGUUAUGGUUUCAUGUUGGCCUAACUAAUCUAUUUUUUCUUUUUGGUGGUAACAUCAAUGGGAGGCAAGCAAUAGAUGUGAUUUAUCUCAGCCUUAGUAAGGCAUGACAAUAAGAACAAAUUCAGAAAAUGUUCUUUACCAGCAUGGCAAGUUUUUUUUUGUAUUUCUAAAAGGCAACCAUUUUAGUGGAUACAAAAUUAACAUAAGCCAUAGAUCUGUGCACCCUGUGUGUGUAAACACACACACACACACACACACACACACACACACACACACACGCAGGCAUUCAGCCUACUGACCCCGCUCGUGGCUGUGUGCUAUAGACACACAGAAAUACAGUGAUCCCCAGGCUGGUUUGGCAGGGCACUCAUUACAUAGAGGGAACAGACAAAGAGAACCAUCAUAGAAGGGCUGAGAGGCCCAGAGAACAUGGCAGACGAGCUGCUGGUCAUUUGUGUCACACACUCUAGCCCCUUUGCAGGGCCCUUUGACCCCUUUAAGGAUGUGUUGAUCUUGUUAGAAGCUGAAACAGCAGCAGGAGGGUCAUUUUGUUGUGCUUUCAAAUGAAUGCCUGAUCAGCUGUGAAAUAGACUUGUGCUUGUCUAGUCUCUAAGACCAAGGGAAAUGACUUUUCCUAAAAAGAAAAGUUUAAGGAAGUUUUUUGUUUGUUUUGUUUUUUAUGGCUAAGCUUUGCUGUUUUUGCUUUAACAAAACACCUCCCUGCACAGCCUAAUUCCAACAGCAGAGUAUCUGAUUACCUCAUGCUGAAUAAUGCACUGUUGUUUAUUUGCUUUGCUACCUUCCAGAUUUUUCUUUUCUGGGCUAGAUAAUCCCAACAGCUUUGAGUUCCGUUUUUAUAACUUCUAUUUUCCUAUUCUUUAGUCAUCUCAGUUGCUUUCUGCUGGAGCAUUUUCUGAUUCUCUUCAUUGCUCGGAAAUUAAGAAGUCUGAAACCAGACACAACAAGCUGGAAAGAUGUCUCCAUAGCUGAUGAUAGGAACUGUUUAUCGAGCUCUGAACUCUGUGCCUCGUGUUGCGCUGAGUACAUGUCAUGUAUCAUCCCAUUUAAGACUUGCAUCCUCUAUGGAAUAGAUUCCAUUUGGGCAUUUUGUAGAUGAGGAAACUGAGAAAAGAGUAAUUCUGUAUCUCGCCCGUCUCCUAAGUGAUAGUGCCGAAAUUCUACCCAGUUCCCUGCCUGUGGAGCCUGCAGUCUGAACCAUUAUCCCUGGUGCCACAAUUUCACUCACCUGUCCCCUAAUCUUUUUUUUUUUUUCUUUUGUGAGAUGGAGUUUCGCUCUUGUUGCCCAGGCUGGAGUGCAAUGGCGCAAUCUCGGCUCAUCGCAACUUCCGCCUCUUGGGUUCAAGUGAUUCUCCUGCCUUAGCCUCCUGAGUAGCUGGGAUUACAGGCAUGUGCCACCACACCCAGCUAAUUUUGUAUUUUUAGUAGGGACGGGGUUUCUCCGUGUUGGUCAGUCUGGUCUUCAACUCCUGACCUCAGGUGAUCUGCCCACCUCAGCCUCCCAAAGUGCUGGGAUUACAGGCGUGAGCCACCGUGCCUGGCUUAUAUGAAAUGCUAACAGCUGUACUGGGCAGUUGACUCGCUUUCUAUUUAAAGGUCAGUAUACCUCUCUACCUUUUACUCCUUUAUUAACACAUGGUUAGUCAUGCCUUCCUUCAGACUAGUCUGCAUGUCCUUCUGGAAAUUCAUUUUGUUGAACCACUUUUCCAGAUUCUUUGAAUCUCACUGAAUUCUAAUUUGGUCCUUCUAGAGCAUGUUCACCUCCUGUAGCUUGAUUCUCUGGAGCAUCUAAUGAAGUCUCUUAACUGGCAAGCCUCCUGGGGGCUUUUAGGUGUCCACUGCCCUUUGUGAUGUCAUCCUUCACACUUACCUUGGCUCUUCCCCGGGUUCCCACACCAGGCUGAGUGGAAGGAGGUGUAGAUUGAGCAAGCUGUCUGGGAGCGUGAAUUUUUAGGUAGUAGCUAUCUUUUCAAAUUUGGAGAAUUCGUCAGAGUUUUACAAUAGCCUCAGAAGUAGGGAAAUCUCACUUAGAUUUUGUUUCAAGUCCACAGUUAUCGGGUGCUCAUUGCUAUCACUGAGAACCCUAGGCAUUGCCAAGCUAUCACUUUGUGGAAGCCAUGCCUUUGGAGUGAAAACACCAUCUAUGAAAGAUAGUCACGUGACGUUGAAUUGUAUCACACCCAGCUUACUAUGCAGUCCCUGGCAUGGAAGUGACCCUUUGCUACUAUUUAUUAAAUGAGAGAAAGAAGGGAUAUAGAAAUAGGAAUCGCAGUGGUGAUUAAAGUUAUUUUGCUUUUUGCUGAAGACCUCUAGUGUGAUUUCCCCAAUGUACACCAAUUUAACCAGAGGAGGGUACAACAGGAAUCACCGUGACAGUUAUCCUCCAAAUUAAAAUGAAAGUCAAAAAUCUCUCACAACACGUUUUUUAGGAACAACAACAGUCAGUGUUCCAAAAUCUCCUUAAGCCCCCAAAAAGAGGAUUUCAAGAGCCUUUAGUCUUUAGUUUUGCUUCUCUCUAGUUCUUGCUUCUUCUGUAACAUCAUGGCCCCUGCCUCUUUGGAUACUCUAAGAUGUCAAAUCGACUGAGGAUGACUCCUGAGGACCCUUUGAGAUGAUUACCAUCGUUGUAGGUAUAGCUUGAUGUAUUCUUGUGUUUAUGAAUGCAGAGGUGUUUAGAAACACUACUGGGAAUAUUCUCUAACUUUCAGGUGGAACCAGAAAAGAGAAAAUUUCUGUUCUUCUGAUCAUUUGUCAAAUUCAGCUCGAAACAGGAUCUUGAGUACAGAACAUUUUUCCUGGUUGCUGCAUAGCUCAGUUAAUCUGUAUAUCAUGGGAGUGUGUUAUUGAGAGCAUUUGCAGAAGGGUGGAACCAGGAGCUCAUGGCUCAAGCAGGAAAAUGUUUCAUUAUUUGCAGAGCAAGAGAAUGAAACUCCUGAGACCUGAAUUUCAGGGCUCCUUGAAAUGAUGGAUGCAUUCUUUUAACUUGGUGGAGAAAAAGAACAUAAUAAAUUCGAGAAAAUAACCAUUCUUUUACACUUCUUUUUUCUCAUUCAGUUUUGCUCUUUACUUUUUGUAAUACCACUCUCAAGUCUCUAAAAUACAACUGCUUCCCAUUUGGUGAGUGUUUUUUUUUUUUUUUCCAUUUGACAACAGCAUUUUCCUGUGUUUUUAAUGGCACCAAAAUUAACAUGGCUGUUUCAAUUUAACAGAAACAACUUCAAGUUUUAUAUUACACGCCCUACCAAAGAAUCUUUGAUUUUUGCCCUGGCGUUUCCCAAGAUGUUAGCAUGGCUUUGAAAACAGGGCUGUUUAACUGCUGCUGCAGAAGAGAUGGCCAGGGGAGCACAGCAGAUUGGGGAGGGAGGAGGGAGAGAAUGGAGGAGAGGAGGGAAAUUGGCCUCCCCCAAGUUACUAUUUUUAAAGUUUGCUUGCCUACUGAAUAGCUCAAUUUACAAAUCCUACUGGAUAUGGUUUUGUGCUUCCCCGUUUUUGUUUCCUGUUGAAAGUGUGAUGGAUGCCUUGGUGGAAGACCAGCCCCGCAUCCUGCUGUUUUGCCUGUGCCUCUUUACUUACGAAGGCUGGGCCCUUCUCUCCCCUUGAGAGGGGAGACCCACGUUGUCGAAGGCAUCUCCAGGGAGAUAGCCAGUCCCGGAAUUUCUUAGGAGGUGGGACCUCAAAUCCCAAUUAGAAACACUCCAGGAAACAUACAUCUUUAUUUGUUAAACAAGUAGUGUUGUGUGAGCCUUGGUGAAGACGCUCAGUCGUUUUAAAUAAGUGAAGUAAACAUUCCCUUCCAGGGGAGCGCCCUCCCUAGGCGCUGUCACUUUGAAGCUCAGUUUUAAGGUUUUCAGUUGGAACAUGCAGUGUUCUUUUUUCCUUGGCUUGGGUUCUAGAGAAUGUUGUUUCCUCAUUUGGUAAUUGGAGAGUUAAUAGGGUUCUUUGUGAUGCUACCGUGGAAGAGAGACUGUUUUAUUCCAUUCAGGGACUAUAAUUACAGGGCGCCCAUCGGCAUGGUUAAAGUUAAGGUUGUUUCAGCUUUUCCAAUGUAAACUCAUAUUUCAGGGGUUUAUAACUAGCUAUAAAAAUUUGCUUCUAGCUACAGACCUGGCAUAUUCAGUGUCAGCCUAGGAAUAACCUUUACGUUUUAAAAAGUAUUUUUAAAAGGAUAAUUAAAAAAUUCUGUUUAGCUGUUUAUAACUGUUGUUACAAGGAUUCAAGGAAAUAAAAAUAGCUUUUUCUUUUUUUAGCAAAAACCUGUGACCCAUAUUUUUUUAAUGUGGACAAAGUUAUUAGAUUUUUUUUUUUAUGUCUUCAAAGGAAAAUACGGUGAAAUCUGUGUCAAAGCUAUUUUAAAAGGGUAUUGUUUCAGUUUUCCUUGUGGCAGCGGGCAGGGCACCAGAACAUGCCCUCCUUGUUCUCCGAAGACAUGAGCCUCCCAUAGGACUGCUGGCAAAGCUGUUUCGUCCGCGGGCUUCAAGUUCAUUGUGACAGAACUCCUGGCCAAGGAGUGCACAGCAGCCUCUUGGCAGAUGGAAGAAACAUGACCAACCAUCGUGAGGCCAUGGCCACUCUCCUCUUCCCCGCAGCCCUGUCCCUCUGGCCCUACAUGUUGGGACACAGUGAGCAGCACAGGUACAGAGCUAUAAUAGAGACCCACUGGGGGGACCACAGAGCCUCUUCGUUCCCUUUUCCUGAUCCACAUGGUGGGGAAGGGGAGGAGGGAGUUUGCCUCUCUAGGAAUCUCUCUUCAGCUCGGUGGCAUUUGUUGCAGUAAGUAGCUUUAGGUGGGUCUGUUUUUGUACAUGCUGACAGAUGGGUGUGACACAUUGCACAGGUGAUUCAAAAGUUCUCCAAUAAAACUUUCUUUAAAACUU